Messenger RNA from Vespa crabro (European hornet), 3795 nucleotides. It is a transcript of the gene Parp1, whose product is annotated as poly [ADP-ribose] polymerase. Gene Ontology annotation, molecular function: NAD+ poly-ADP-ribosyltransferase activity; DNA binding; NAD binding. The transcript is spliced from 5 exons. Gene Ontology annotation, cellular component: nucleus. The record is from RefSeq and is a predicted model, not a curated record. Lineage: Eukaryota; Metazoa; Arthropoda; Insecta; Hymenoptera; Vespidae. The coding region runs from base 478 to 3432 and encodes 984 amino acids.
AUAGAAAUGAAUUAACGUGAACUUGGCCAAUGAUUAAUAACCUUGAAAUAUGAGAAACUAUUUAUCUGUAACACUUGUGCUUCUUCUUAUUUCCUUUUUCUGAUCAAUAAGUUAAUUGAAAAGAAAUUAUUUUUGUUUUUCUUUCUUAUUUUUCUUUAGUUAGAAUAACAACGUCAUUUCCUGUGAUGCUAUCUAUAACAGUGAAUUAAGCAGAGAUUUCGAAAAAUCGACUUAUUACCGGUACUAUGUAACAUGUAACAUAACUGGUAUUGCAGCGUGCCGUUGCAUUCACGAACAAAUAAUAUUUACGUUGGAGUUAAUAUUUUUUCAAAUUUUCUAAUUUUUUCGUUUGGUGUUUAAGAAGAAAAAAAGAAAAAAAAACAAAAUAAUAAUUCAUACAAAUACACACAUACAUACAUACAUAUAUAUAUAUAUAUAUUUAUUUACGCGUAGAUAUAUAUAUAUAUAAACGAAACAAUGACAGAUUCAUUACCAUAUCUCGUCGAGUAUGCUAAAAGUUCUCGAGCUUCUUGUAAGAAUUGUAAAUCUUCGAUUAUGAAAGAUUCUUUGAGAAUUGCUACUGUUGUACAAAGUCCAGUAUUCGAUGGUACUAUUACUAAGUGGUAUCAUCCUAAGUGCUUUUUUGAAAAGCAACGUCCAAAGUCCAUUGCUGAUAUAGCUAACUUUGAUAGUAUCCGUUGGGAGGAUCAAGAAGAUAUUAAAAAGAAUAUAGAAGAAGCUGGAAAACUUCCAGUUACAACUGGGAAAGGUAAGAAACGUGGAAAAGUUACAGGCUUGUCUCAAGACUUUUCAAUAGAAUAUGCAAAGUCAAGCAGAGCUAUGUGCAGAGGCUGCGAAGAGAAAAUAGUUAAGAGUGAAAUAAGAAUUUCUAAGAAGGAUUUUGAAAGUGACGAGGGAAGAAAAUACGGUGGUAUAGAUAGGUGGUAUCAUUUGGAAUGUUUUGUCAAGAUUAGAACGGAACUUGAAUUUUUUGAUCAAGCUGAUUCACUUCCUGGUAUAAAAACAUUGUCGAAGGAAGAUCAAGCUACUGUAAAAAAGGAAUUGCCUAAAAUUAAUAACAAUGAUGUACCGCCUAUAAAGAAACUUAAGGAUGAACCAGUGGACACGGAAGAGGAAGAAAAAUUUAAGGAACAAAAUAAGAAAAUAUUCACAAUGAGGGAUACAUUGUCAUUGCUCAAUAAGAAAGAACUUGUUAUGAUUUUAGAAACGAAUGAACAACAAGUACCAGAAGGUGUUUCUGCGAUAUUGGACCAUGUAUCUGAUCUAUUAACGUUUGGAGCAUUAAAGCCAUGUCCAAAAUGUAGCGGACAAUUGGCAUACGUUUCAGGUCUUGGUUACAAAUGUACCGGAAAUGUAACAGAAUGGACAAAAUGCGAAUAUGUUACUCAAGAUCCUAAAAGAAAGAAAUGUUCCGUUCCGGAGGAAUUAAAGAAUACUUAUAAAGCUCUGGCUUUCAAACCAAAGGUUGUUAGGAGAUUAAUUAAAAUUACUGCACCGUCGACAUCUACUAUUGUUAAAAAAGAAGAUGACGUUGAUGCUGGACCAAUGGUACAAGGAAAACCAAAGCCAUUGAAGAAUAUGCAAUUUGUAAUAUUAGGUCAAACGAGCAAAAAUAAGGAAACGUUGAAGAAGGAAAUAGUACUUUUGGGAGGAUCCGUAGUAACGAAGAUACAUGAAAAUUUAGCAGCUAUUAUUUCUAAUUUGAAAGAAAUAGAAAAAAUGAAUAAAAGAAUGGAAGAUGUAAAGUCUUUAGACAUACAAGUGGUUUCAGAAGAUUUUAUCGAAGAAGCUAAAGAUUAUACGGAACCGCCAUUUGCAUUAAUUAAAAAGAAAACUAUAUCUGAUUGGGGUGGUGACGUUAAAACUCGUCUGGCUGAUGUUAUUGCAAAAUCAGGAUCAUCUAAGAGUAAAAGUAAAUAUGAAAAGUCAGUUUCUGGAAAGGUCAAAUUACAAGUUAAAGGUGGUGGUACAGUUGAUCCGGAUAGUGGAUUAGAGGAUUGUGCUCAUGUUUAUCAAAAAGGAACGGAUAAAUUUACUGUCACGUUAGGACUUACAGAUAUCCAAGCUAAGAAAAAUAGUUAUUACAAGUUACAAAUAUUGAAACACGAUAUACAAAAUAAAUAUUGGUUGUUCAGAAGUUGGGGUAGGAUAGGUACUACGAUUGGUGGUACAAAAUUGGAAGUUGCACCUUUAGAUGAUUGUAUAAUGAAAUUUGAGGAACUUUAUGAAGAGAAAUCUGGGAAUAAUUGGAGAAAUAGAAAAGAUUUUGUCAAAGUACCAAAUAAAAUGUAUCCCAUUGAUAUUGAUCAUGGUGAUGAUGAAGAUACGUCAAAAUUAUUAGAAUCGGAUAUUAAGAGUAAUUUGGAAAAGCCUUUACAAGAUCUAAUGAAGCUUAUAUUUAAUAUAGAAAAUAUGAAAAAGGUUAUGUUAGAAUUUGAAAUAGAUAUGGAUAAAAUGCCGCUUGGUAAAUUAUCUAAAAAGCAAAUUCAACAAGCAUAUUCAGUAUUAACAGAAUUACAAGAAUUAGUUAAAAAAGCGACACCCGAACGUACCACGCUUAUAGACGCAUCGAAUAGAUUUUAUACUUUGAUACCACAUAAUUUUGGUAUUUCUGGACCUAAGAUAUUAGAAACUGUUGAAGAAAUUCAAAUGAAAUGUAAAAUGUUAGAGGCAUUACUUGAAAUGGAAAUAGCAUAUAGUUUGCUUCACGGUAAGACAGAUGAUAAGAAAAAUCCUCUUGAUGCACAUUAUGAGCAAUUGAAGACAAAGAUAGAUGUAUUGGAUAAAUCCAGUAAAGAUUAUGAUGUAAUAAAACAAUAUGUUAAGAAUACACAUGCAUCCACUCAUAGUUAUUAUGAGUUAGAAAUUGAAGAUGUUUUUGUUAUAAAGAGACAAGGUGAAGAUCAAAGAUAUAAACCCUUUAAGAAAAUGCAUAAUAAAAAAUUACUCUGGCAUGGAUCUAGGACAACCAAUUUUGCUGGUAUAUUAUCUCAGGGACUUAGAAUAGCUCCCCCAGAAGCACCUGUUACCGGUUAUAUGUUUGGUAAAGGUAUCUAUUUUGCUGACAUGGUAUCAAAGUCUGCAAAUUAUUGUUGCACGAAUAGCGCUAACCCAACGGGAUUGUUACUGUUAUGUGAAGUUGCUUUAGGUAAUAUGUAUGAAAGAUAUGAAGCUGAUUAUAUUUCAAAAUUACCAAAAGAUAAGCAUUCGACUAUAGGAAAAGGACAAACUCAACCAGAUCCAAAUGUUGUUUAUAAAAUGGAAGGUAGCAUUGAAGUUCCAUAUGGUCCUUCUGUAUCAAGUAAACUUAAGAAGAAUUCAUCAUUGUUGUACAAUGAAUACAUCAUAUAUGAUACAGCUCAAGUGAAAGUUCGUUAUUUAGUUAAGAUGAAUUUCAAGUACAAAGUUUGAUGUUUUAUUAUAUAUGUAUUAUCUUCCAAUAUCUGUGCUACCUGAUCGGUUGAUUGAUUGAUUGAUUGAUUGAUUAAUUAUUAUAUCUAAGCAUUUUACAUUAUAUAUAUAUAUGUAUAUAUAUAUAUAUAUUAAUAAUUAAAAUAACUUGGAUAUUUUUUUUUUGUUUUUUUUUUGUUCAUUAAAACAAAGUUCUUAUAUCACAGCUACCUCCAAUAGGACAAAUAAUAGUUGAAUAAGUGUAAUAUUAUUAAAUGUUUUUUUUUUCUUUCUUUCUUUGCGCAUAAAAAUGUUCAAAAUAUUUUUUAAUGUUUCAUCAAAUAUGAUAUCAUAAAUGUAUAACUCUUAGAACAACACAGUGAA